CCCUUGACCCCCACGUGAACACAAACUACCGUAGCCACUUCCUGAUUACUUAAUCUAUUAUUUUGUGUGAAAGGGGAUGAGGUUUGCUGAGAGAAAAGCUGCCCAUUGAAACUGGAUUAGAAAUUCAGACAAAAUGAGCUGGAUGCCCUUCAAGAUUGGACAACCAAAAAAGCAGAUUGUUUCCAAAACAGUUGAAAGAGACUUUGAACGAGAAUAUGACAAGCUCCAAAAGUUGGAAGAUCAGACAAAGAAGCUCCACAAAGACAUGAAGAAAAGCACAGAGGCUGAUAUAGCGAUGUCCAAGGCAGCAGUGAAGAUCUCAGGUGACCUGCUCAGUAACCCGCUGUGUGAACAGGACCAGGCCUUCCUGGAGUCCAUGACGGCUCUGGACACAGCCAUGAAGAGGAUGGACUCCUUUAACCAGGAGAAGGUGAACCAGAUCUCAAAGACGGUGAUCGAUCCUCUGAAAAAGUACAGCAGUGUGUUCCCCAGCCUCAACAUGGCCGUGAAACGAAGGGAGCAAGCUCUACAGGACUACAAGAGGUUACAGUCCAAGGUAGAGAAGUAUGAAGAGAAGGAGAAGACAGGUCCCAUCAUGGUCAAACUACACCAGGCCAAGGAGGAGCUGAGACCAGUCAGGGAGGACUUUGAAUCCAAGAACAAGCAGCUGUUGGAUGAGAUGCCCAAGUUCUACCACAGCCGCAUCGACUACUUUCAGCCCAGUUUUGAGGCACUCAUCCGGGCACAGGUGGUGUACUUCACAGAGAUGCACAAUAUCUUCAGUGAGUUGACGGAUCAGAUCGACCAGGCAGGGCUGACUGAUGAGCAGAGGGAGAGGGAGAACGAGGCCAAGCUGAAUGAGCUGCGUGCUCUGUCCAUUGUCGCUGAUGACUGAGAGAGUGAGAGCACCAAGAAGGGGAAGGGCUCCCUCUAAACCUCUGGCCUUGCCUCCUUUCACACCUCAGUGAAUGGAUUUAUCUUUUUCAGGAUCCUUCUCACUGUGAAAAUGGACCGCUUUGGUCAUAGCCUAAUCAUUAAUAGCUUUCUUGCACUAAUCUCCUCUCUCUCUCUCCUUCACUCUUCUCUCAAUUCACUCACCUGACCCUUUCCUAACAUCUAAAGAAACACUGAGAGCAACUCAAAGAAUUUUAACUGCCACAUUUACCAAGCCAUCAGCUAAAUGCUAUUAUCAUAAGCCAAUAUGUAUAUAUUUUUUAAAUCGUGUAAUGAAACCGUUCUUCUAAGAACUAAUUUGUGGUUCACACCAUAGAAUUACAAAUAGUACUAUAGAUUUAUAAGAUCUCUGUGGGUCACACCUUUCUUCUCAAAGCUGCAUACUCAGUUUGAAUCCGUUUUCUAGUCAUUUCCAAAUCAAGGUAUGUACCAAAACAUGCAUUUCAUCAAGUCUAUGUAUACCAGGAAAUUAAUUUAUUGAAGCAAAUUGGAUAGUACUGUAAGCGGACUAGAGGAUGAAAUGUGACUCGGGUUGGUGGGUCAAAAAGCUACAUUAAUUUGAAUCGCUCCAUUUCUGUGUUAUUCACUAUAUUUCCCCUCAGGGUUUAUGCACACUGAUCUAGCCUGUGUAUUGUGGACCAGGAACAUAUUUGUUGAGGUAAAAAUGAUAUUGAAAGUUACCUGUAGUAUUUAACACUAGCCACUCCAGCUUCCUGACUAUGGAUAUCAUAAGUCAAUGUCAUUAUUUUUCAGAUCUGUGAUGGUGCCUGUAUAAAGGAGUGUCAACAUUUUUCUUUGGCUUUUGCCUAAUCGUCCCCUGCUUCUGAAAGGCUAAGGAAUAAUCUGACAUUGUCUUAGACUGAGAUGGUCCUUUUACCCUUCUUGUUCUUCUUCGCAUAGGUUUGGAGGACUUGUUUUCCAAAACCAAUGCUGUUGCUCCCUCUAGUGGCACUUACAGUUCAUUGUUCAUUUGACCAUAUCUACGUUCUUUGUCAAUUUCUCAUGUUAAGGGAAACCUCUUGCCUUUUCUUUGUGGACAGCUAUGCACAAAAUGCAUUUGACUAAAUUAGCGUAGAUUUUUUAAACUUUUCUGACAGGCCUGGUUCUAGUUAAUUUAACAUUAUUAUUGAGUGAGAAACUUGACAUGUAAUCUGUUAAGAGUGGGUUUUAUCAUUUUUGUUGAGCUAUGUUACCAUCUGUUUAGAUGUUGUUUUCAACUUUUUCUAUGAACAAUCAUGCAAUACAUGGAUUGGAAGAAGGGUUUCCUUCAUUGUUCAACUAAAUAAAACUGAAUAAUGACAA
Molecule: messenger RNA, 2256 nt
Organism: Salvelinus namaycush (lake trout)
Lineage: Eukaryota; Metazoa; Chordata; Actinopteri; Salmoniformes; Salmonidae
Gene: bin3
Product: bridging integrator 3
Exons: 9
Coding region: 134-895 (253 amino acids)
Biological process (GO): endocytosis; plasma membrane tubulation; actin cortical patch localization
Cellular component (GO): actin cortical patch; cytoplasm
Molecular function (GO): lipid binding; protein binding
Source: RefSeq, a predicted model, not a curated record